AUGCAGCUCUACCGCGAUACGCAAGGUUACCAGCGCCCUGCGAAACAAAGCAAAAUCGCGUCGCAGAGGCAGUAUCGAGUCAAAGAGGGUGACGGCUUCCAGGAACUCCGCGAAGUUAUUCGCUCAGUGACAGGGGAAGCUCCCCAGACCAGGCGCGAAACCUUGAAGAAAGCUGCAGAACUGUUGCGGCAGUUGUCUAGAGAAAACGAGGCAACUUCCAGGCAUGAGCCACUCCCACCCUUAGAAACAUCGCCCUAUGAAGUUGACCAGGGAUCUAACACAUCUUAUGAACCUCUUGUGAUCCCCAACAACGAGGCAUGGACAAACGCUAUUUCACCAUGGACAAGAAACAGUAGCCCGAUGUCAGACACAUCGGCGACGAGCUCGAUGCUAGAGUAUCAUGGUCAAUCUCAGGCAGAGAUCCACUAUGUUGUCGGUCGUGGGGGCGAUUGGAAUUUGGUUCAACCAACCCCUUCGCAAUUUCGACAGUCCUCGUUCUCCGCGCAUUGGAACGACCUGUCGCACGUUCACUCCAAUAUUGAUCAAGUUCCAUACUACGUAGAAAGGGUGGGAGUAAAUUAG
Messenger RNA from Suillus clintonianus, 582 nucleotides. RefSeq lists its product as uncharacterized. The transcript is spliced from 3 exons. Gene Ontology annotation, molecular function: protein dimerization activity. NCBI's taxonomy places the organism in Eukaryota, Fungi, Basidiomycota, Agaricomycetes, Boletales, Suillaceae. The coding region runs from base 1 to 582 and encodes 193 amino acids. The record is from RefSeq and is a predicted model, not a curated record.